Molecule: messenger RNA, 1035 nt
Organism: Cygnus atratus (black swan)
Lineage: Eukaryota; Metazoa; Chordata; Aves; Anseriformes; Anatidae
Product: complement C1q and tumor necrosis factor-related protein 9A-like
Exons: 3
Coding region: 1-1035 (344 amino acids)
Molecular function (GO): protein binding
Source: RefSeq, a predicted model, not a curated record
AUGAAAAGCUGGAUUAUACUGCUGGCUAUUGUAGUCAGCACAGAAGAAGCACAAAAGCAGGACAUCUGUACCCAAGGGUAUCCUGGCAUCCCCGGCAAUCCUGGACACAACGGCAUACCGGGUCGUGACGGACGCGAUGGCCUGAAAGGCGACAAGGGGGAUACAGGUGAAGCAGGACUUCCUGGCACUCCAGGGAAAGAUGGCACAAAUGGAGAAAAAGGCCAAAAAGGAGCCAAUGGGACCGUUGAAGAGAAGGGGAACAAAGGAGAUAAAGGAGAAAGAGGACGACCUGGGAAACUAGGACCAAAAGGAAUUAUAGGGUCAGUGGGUUACAAGGGCCAGAAGGGCGAACUGGGUCUGCAAGGACAAAAGGGGUUAAAAGGAGACAUUGGGCCAAUAGGUCCAAAAGGGACAAAGGGUGAAACCGGCCAGCCUGGAAGAAUUGGUAUGCCAGGACCAAUUGGCCCCACUGGUAAUCCAGGUCCUAAAGGUAACACUGGAGAUCUGGGGCCACCAGGUAAUCCAGGAGUUCAGGGGGAAAGAGGCUUGAAAGGAGACAGAGGAGAUAAGGGGAACAUAGGUGCCCCAGCAGUCCUGCCAAGGAGUGCUUUCAGUGUAGGCCUUACAGUUGCCACCAAGUUUCCUCCCCACAGUCAGCCGAUCAAGUUUGACAAGGUGCUGUACAACAAUCUAAAUGACUACAACCCAAUCACCGGCAAAUUCACCUGCAAAUUCUCUGGUGUUUACUAUUUCACCUACCAUAUCACCGUCUAUUCGAGGAACGUCAGAGUAGCUCUAGUUAAAAAUGGGGUCAAGAUGUUGCACACUGUGGACGGGUACCAGGGUGUUGAGGACCAGGCAUCGGGAGCUGCCAUCCUUGAACUACUGAAAGGAGACGAGGUGUGGCUUCAGGCUCACCGAGGAGAGACCUUCAACGGGCUGUUUGCAGAUGCUGAUGAUGAUACCACCUUCACUGGGUUUCUACUGUUCAGCACCUCGGACAUGCUGGACUCACUGCCAUCGCCCGCAGCGUAA